Babjeviella inositovora NRRL Y-12698 is the source of this 1436-nucleotide messenger RNA. It is a transcript of the gene MDH1, whose product is annotated as malate dehydrogenase. The coding region runs from base 438 to 1436 and encodes 332 amino acids. The record is from RefSeq and is a predicted model, not a curated record. Gene Ontology annotation, cellular component: cytoplasm. Gene Ontology annotation, biological process: malate metabolic process; tricarboxylic acid cycle. The transcript has a single exon. Gene Ontology annotation, molecular function: L-malate dehydrogenase (NAD+) activity. NCBI's taxonomy places the organism in Eukaryota, Fungi, Ascomycota, Pichiomycetes, Serinales.
UAUCUCACUAAACCCGGGGAAAUGCAUCAACUGUAAAGGAAAGUACGCCGGAAUUAUAAGAAUCGGUUAAUAAUGGUAAAAAGUUGCACCAACCUUCUACGCCGUACUCGGAACUUCGGAGGGAAUUGUGAGGUAAUUCCAAAUCGUCCCACUACGUGGGGUAAAUACAGCCACUAAAGUUCUCCAUAGUAAGGCUAUGGGGUAUCCUGCACCGACCCGGCGUCCCCAACAUCCGCUCCCCCCCCCCUUCCGAGGGGCAGCUGGCACCAUGUGAGGAUAUUGCUCCCUUCAAGCCCCUCCGGAGUCGGGCGUCAAUUUUCCAGCUAUAUAAGAGCGCGCGCCCCAGAUCAUUUUCAUUCCUUUUGCUCUUCCCUUUAACUCAAUUGCAAGCCAAUUUAGCCUAACUAACUUUUUACACACACACAGAUAUAUAUAUAAUGAAGGUCACAGUCUGCGGUGCUGCCGGUGGUAUCGGUCAACCACUUUCUCUUUUGCUCAAGCUUAACCCUAAGAUCACCCAGUUGUCACUCUACGAUGUCGUCAAUGCGCCAGGUGUCGGUGCUGACUUGUCUCACAUCUCCACCCCAGCUGAAACCAGCGCUUUCGUGCCAGGUGAUAAGAACGACGGUUUGGCUUUUUCCUUGAAGGGCUCCCAGAUAGUCAUCAUUCCAGCCGGUGUUCCAAGAAAGCCAGGUAUGACCAGAGACGAUUUGUUCAACAUCAACGCCGGGAUCGUCAAGACCUUAGCUGAGGGUGUCGCCGAAUACUGUCCAGACGCCUUCGUGCUCGUUAUCUCUAACCCAGUCAACUCCACCGUUCCAAUCUUUGCCUCUGUCUUGAAGGCCAAGGGUGUCUUUAACCCAAGAAAGGUUCUCGGUGUCACCACCUUGGACAUUGUCCGUGCUAACACUUUCAUCUCCACUUUGACCGACGCCAACGUCUCCAACAUCAACGUCCCAGUCAUCGGUGGCCACUCCGGUGAAACCAUUGUCCCAGUCUUCUCUGUCGGCACCCCAAGCUUGUACGCCAAGUUGGAUGCCGACGCCAAGGCCAAGCUCGUCCACAGAGUCCAGUUCGGUGGUGACGAAGUUGUCCAAGCGAAGAACGGUGCAGGCUCGGCCACUUUGUCUAUGGCCUACGCCGGUUACAAGUUGGCCGAACGCAUCAUUGAAGCCAUCACCGGUGCUUCCGAUGUCGUGGAGUGCACUUUCGUCUACUUGGACGAAAGCAUCGCUGGUGCUAAGGAGGCCAGGGCCAAGUUGGGCGGUGAGUUGGACUUUGUCUCCUUGCCAGUUAAAUUCGGCGCCAAGGGUGUCGAAGAGAUCAAGUACCAGAUCUUGGACCAGUUGAACGAUGAAGAAAAGGCCUUGUUUGAAAUCGCUAAGGUCACCUUGAAGGGUAACGUUGCCAAGGGCGUUUCGUUCGUUGAAAAAUAA